Messenger RNA from Ziziphus jujuba (common jujube), 1489 nucleotides. RefSeq names its product nuclear pore complex protein NUP35. Gene Ontology annotation, molecular function: single-stranded DNA binding; structural constituent of nuclear pore; phospholipid binding. Gene Ontology annotation, biological process: regulation of DNA-templated transcription; NLS-bearing protein import into nucleus; nuclear pore organization. NCBI's taxonomy places the organism in Eukaryota, Viridiplantae, Streptophyta, Magnoliopsida, Rosales, Rhamnaceae. Bases 193 to 1185 code for a protein of 330 amino acids. The record is from RefSeq and is a predicted model, not a curated record. The transcript has 4 exons. Gene Ontology annotation, cellular component: nuclear pore central transport channel; nuclear membrane; nuclear pore nuclear basket.
AAAGAAAUGGAAAGUAAAAAAUUUAGUGAGAGAGAAGACCAAAAUUUGAAUUGGAGCAGCAAAGCAGGGUUUUAGGGUUUCAAAAAUCAAGGGGUUGUUCGUAAGAAGUUGCUGGUUCCAAAUCUACUGAAACCCCGUUCUAAUUGAAUCCGCCAUUUCUCAGACUCAGUACUUCAUUAGAAGGUUUAUAGGAUGAGUACCACAGUACAUAGAACUCCCAAAUCUGGUAGGCAAUCAUUGUUUUUCCAGGAUUUGGCUACACCUGUUUCCGCCCGAAGAGGAAAAUUUUCAAAUCCAGGCCAGGCUGCUGCAGUAUCUGCCCUAUGGCGUGAGAACUUUGGGGGUUCAGAUCUUCCACCUCCUCCUGUUUAUACGCUCGAAGACCGUGCAGAUUUUUCUCCUGAAUCUGGAAUUCCUGAUUAUCCUGUUUCACCAGAAGCCAAAUCAGACCCCAGAACUCCAGUCCGAAGUGCUAGUCGGGAUUUCUCAACUCCAUUGAAAAGUAAAUCGGAUGCAAUCACUUCCCAUGCGAUGAUGAGCGGGCAGCAGACGCAGCAGAGUCCAGCAAGUUUUAAUUGGUGGUCACCUUCAAAGAGUGGAACUGACCAAGAUGAGAAGGGAAAGAGUUCGCCUGUGGAGGGUGUUGUUCAGCCUGGUGCAUUGAUCACUCUUCCACCUCCAAGGGAAGUUGCAAGGCCAGAGGUACCGAGGAAUACCUUGCCUGCAGGGAACCUCAAUGAGGAAGAAUGGAUUACUGUUUAUGGGUUUUCUCCGGCUGAUACAAAUAUGGUUCUGAGGGAGUUUGAAAAAUGUGGUAUGAUUUUGAAACAUGUUCCUGGUCCAAGAGAUGCUAAUUGGAUGCACAUUUUAUAUCAGAACCGAUCUGAUGCUCAGAAGGCUCUAAGCAAGAAUGGAAUGCAGAUUAAUGGGAUACUGAUUGUAGGUGUGAAGCCAUUAGAUCCAAUGCAGCGCCAAGCUUUGAAUGAUAGGCUCAACAAUCAGGGCUUCAUGACUUUACCACCUCCAUCAUCUGCAAAAAAUGCAGAAUUCAAUGCAUUGAGAGCCUCCUCUCACCCUCACUAUCUUCAAAAUGGCAAUACAACUGUACGGCAGUCUGGAGGUGCCAUUGCCUCCCCAACAAAGUCGUUGGUGUCCAAAAUCGUGGAUUUGAUGUUUGGAGUUUAAGUGUUCUUAUCACCUAGUUGUUAAGAUGGUAUAUUGUGUGAGCAAAAAUAACUUUUGCGGCUAUUCAAUUUACACAGAUUUAACGUUGCAUCCGAUUCCUGUCAGACCAAAGGUUGUGAGUCCGAUUUUCCCUUUCCCUUACAGAUAUCUGUUUUUCACACUUUACAGUAGUGGCUGGAGGCUGUUAUAUGAUAAACAUGAAAUGUGGAGCUGGUAGUUUCUGUGUACAACAUAUUUUCUAUAACACUGUAUGAUUGGAAUAGGAAAUAUCUUUGCUCUCGAAAUUGAAGGGGCAUUUUCAUCA